AACUUUCAACUAUUUUUUUUACUCCUCCCACGGGUUGUGCCCCUCGUGUUGUGCGCAUUCAUUUCCCGUAGCUCACUGCCGCACUUGUCAGUCGCUACACUUUUCAUUAAAUCAUUUACAUUAAAUCACAGCAUCUACGUGGAAGAAGCAGCCGAACAUUUCUCCUACAGGAAUGGAAGUCAUCUGAACGAGAUCGUGAAGGAGGCCUCGCCAUUGAAAAUAAGAACACAUGACCCUGAGUGCACCAGACAGAGUGAGCGCCAACUGGCACGAGGAAGGAGAGUGCAGAGCGUUAGAGAGAGGCUUGAUAAGACGGCGGCGGAGGCUUUACACCAGUGGGAGUGUGGAGUCACGUAUGCUGUGCUGGGAUGGUGCGUCGUGGGCCUUGGAGCUGCAGAAGCCCACUGUGGAAGCGAAGGGGCAGUAUGGUAGCUGGCUUGAUGGCGCUGCUCUGCAGCCUGUCCGUUCUCUUCCUGGAUACCAUCGAGACCUGGUCUGUUGCCCUAGGUAGGAAUAAUGUGGCCGUAGGGCCGUGGGUAGGGCAUCCCUACGGCACUGUGAAGAGCCCCCCUGACGAUUACCCCCUCAUGCCCAGCCCGCUUGUCUGCCAGCGCGCCAAGCCCUUCCUCAUCACCAUGGUCAUCAGCGCACCCCAUCACCAACAGGCGCGACAGGCCAUCCGGGAUUCUUGGGGGGGCGAGACCCAGGUAAGGGGUCGGCGGGUCAUGACCUUAUUCAUGGUGGGCCAGACCAAUGACCCAGUACUCUCCCAGCGGCUUGAGGAAGAGGCCCAGGAUCACAGAGACAUUAUCCAAGGUCCAUUCCUGGACACAUACUCCAACCUGACUCUCAAAACCCUCUCCAUGCUCAGCUGGGUCCGGCGCUUCUGUGAGCAGGCGCCUUAUGUCGCCAAGGUGGACGACGAUGUCCUGUUCAACCCUGGCACCCUGCUGCGCUAUCUGAACAAGAGCCAUAGUGCGGAGAGUGACCUGUACCUGGGCCGCGUUCACAUGCGUGUGGCUCCCAAGCGUAACCCCACCAGCAGGCACUACCUGCCUGCCGCAGCCUACACCCCAGAGGUCUUCCCUGACUACUGCAGCGGAACUGCAUAUAUUCUGUCCCGCUCUGCCGCCAGAAAGAUUUCCCAGGUUAGCGACGCCUCCCCCAUACCCUUGCCCCUGCCCCCAGAGGACGUCUUUAUGGGGCUGUCUGCUAUGGGGGCCGGCAUCGUCCCGUCCCACUGUCCCCUGUUUUCCGGUGGCCCCGGUGUGCCAUACAGCCGCUGCUGCUACCAGGCCAUGAUAUCCGUGCAUCACACUCCCCCCAGAGAGAUGGUUGCCUUAUGGACUGAGGUUCAAUCCCCUCCUCCUUGUUCUUGGCUUAGUCUGAAGGCAUCUUUGGGCAUCUGCAAGAUCAGAGCCUUUGUUAACGAUCUGAUAUGGGAAGGCGAGGAAUGACCCUGGGAUGACCGUGACAAGAGGGAUCGGUGGGAAAGGGGAGCUAUGGAAGCAGACAUGAAAAAUAAAGGAGAAAACACAUUUACACAGGAAAUCAGCAACAUUCACAGAACACCACGUUGUGUGCAGACUUGUUUGCAUUUUGCAUUCCUUAUAUUUUUUGUUACUCGCAAAGUGCAUGAUGUGUUAAAACACCCUUUGUAGGCUUGACACAUGCAUCAAAAUGCAUCUGUGAACUCGGGUUCCUCGACGCCUGCUUCAUUAUUAUCUGCGGAGGGUGUUUUCACAAUUGGUCCCUUUCCGUCCUCAAAAUGGAAUCGGUAUGUUUUGCACAAAUGUGAAUCCUGCAAACAAACUCAGACCCGUCGGAAACACUCCAGGUUCACUUCGCCUUUUGCCGUCAUAUUUUAGCCUUCUAGGCUUGUGGUUGACAGACCACAUGCUAUCAUACUGGGAUGCUCGACAAAUAACCAUGGCUGCUAGUAAAAAAAAGUGUGAACAGAAAGAGGGCCAGUAAUAAAACAGUCCUUUUUCAAAUGAUCUUGCGGUGAAGGCGAAGAGUUCCUUUCUUGUUGUUCCACUUUAAGAGGACUGAGUUUGGUUAGUUUAAAAAAGGGUAUAAGUGCACUGAACCAAGUCUGUUCAAAAGAUUUGAAAAUGACCGAAUGAAAUGCUGUCUGGGUGCAUUGUCCAAGUCUAAUGGUACAUCUUGUAUUCUGGAAUCCAGGAGGAGAAUCGGGCUUAAUAUUGAUGUUAGGUGUCAUUUGAAGAAACCUAAUCUGGACUUUAAAACAGGUUGACUGAAGACAGUUAAGAACUCAGUGAGGUUACCCGAUGAGGAGGAUUCAUUAUGUUUAUUUGUUAAGGCCUGAUGAGGUAGCUUUGUGGUCCUGAUAGUGCUGGGCGGUAUGACCAAAAAUAUGUAUCUUGGUAUUUCUUUAGAUUCUGGCGAUUUUGUGGUGUACCACGGUAUUCAUUUUUUUCAAAUUCACCCUUAUCGUGACAGCGGCUGUUUACAGGAAUAAAAUUUGUUUACGGAUGUUUUUUAAAAGGUGAAAAAUCAUGUACAUUUAGCUUGUUAACAUAACCGACAUGUUUCAUAAAACUAUUAAUGUAUAUUCAGCUCGACACAGACAUGUUUUAUUGAGUAUUACUAUAAUUUACUUUGGUAACAUGCUUAUUUAACUGGCAUGAUUUUAGUAAUUAUUACCAUCAUAAAUCGAUAGUAUUCGGCAUUUUGCUUUAUGGAUAUGCAUUUAAUUGCAGACCCAAUUAAAGGCUAUUACAUGUAAUCCAAAAUUUCAGACACAGGCUGUAAAUGCUAUAGUGCUUAAUAGUUAUACAUGGUGAAUUGUUGUAGCGUUGUUACUUUUGAUUAUAUCAAUCAUUAAGUAAUCUACCAAUUAAUUUGAUGAUUCGAGUAUUCAUUUAUAUGCAAUGUUAUUUAACAUGUAUACAUAAUUGCAACUGGCACAAAUAUUUCAUAUAUAAUACGGUAAAUCUAGGCAUCCCACUUAAUGUUUUUGGACAGUAUUUGCCUGCUGGGUUUAAACCAUGAAUAAGUUGCGCUAAAACAUUUUUAGUCAUAGGAAACCAAAUUUGGAUUGUGUUGCAAAGUGUUGCCGUUCUAAUGAUAAUCCCUUUUCUGCAUUAUGUAGUAUACGUUUAAAACAAUCAGCCUAAUGUUUACCAGAGCUGCUUUUGCAUGAGCAUUGUAUGCAACCUCCGAGACAACAUAAUCAUUUUCGUCCUUGUUGUUGGACUGGUUCGUAAGAUUGCGUGGCGCUUUUGUGAGAAAUUAAAGAAUGGGAGGAGAAAAGUGAGCAGGAACUGGCCACAAAAAGACAUUCAAAUACUGCAGAACAUGUCAGCGCCACCAGCUUGUUUGACAGAUUCUGUUGGUAGAUGAUAAAUUCUAUUUGACUAUUAGAUAUUUCAAUAUGAUUUUUCUCUAGAAUCGUUCAAUCCUACUCAAACCACAGUAAGACCUUAACAAAAAAUAAUUAAAAUUAACUGGUUAUGUGGGGCGGCAUGGUAGUGCAGUGUUGCCUCACACCUCUGGGACCCGGGUUUGAGUCUCCGCCUGGGUCAUGUGUGUGUGGAGUUUGCAUGUUCUUCCCAUGUCGUUGUGGGGUGUGCCCUGCCUCGUGCCCAUUGCUUCCGGGAUAGGCUCUGGACUCCCCAUGGAAUGAUGGGGCUAACCUUCAUUUUAGCAGCGAAUGUUCUGUCACAGGAAUCAUAACAAUCAAAAAUAUGAGUCGGUGAUGAGAAAGACAGGCUAGGCUACUUUGAGGGGCUAGGAUGUAUGUAUGGCUAAAUUCAGAUUGUCAAACCUGAAUGUCUUCUUUUAAGAUGCAUUUGCAUUGAAGUUCUGCUGU
Messenger RNA from Brienomyrus brachyistius, 3835 nucleotides. RefSeq names its product UDP-Gal:betaGlcNAc beta 1,3-galactosyltransferase, polypeptide 4 (gene b3galt4). Bases 369 to 1457 code for a protein of 362 amino acids. Gene Ontology annotation, cellular component: membrane. Gene Ontology annotation, molecular function: N-acetyl-beta-D-glucosaminide beta-(1,3)-galactosyltransferase activity. Lineage: Eukaryota; Metazoa; Chordata; Actinopteri; Osteoglossiformes; Mormyridae. The record is from RefSeq and is a predicted model, not a curated record. The transcript has 3 exons.